Messenger RNA from Meriones unguiculatus (Mongolian gerbil), 7174 nucleotides. RefSeq names its product folliculin interacting protein 2 (gene Fnip2). The record is from RefSeq and is a predicted model, not a curated record. Bases 436 to 3960 code for a protein of 1174 amino acids. Gene Ontology annotation, molecular function: ATPase inhibitor activity; protein-folding chaperone binding. Gene Ontology annotation, cellular component: cytoplasm. The transcript has 18 exons. NCBI's taxonomy places the organism in Eukaryota, Metazoa, Chordata, Mammalia, Rodentia, Muridae.
CGCAGCUGAAGGUUUACCCAGAGCCACGUGAGCCGGGCUCGUGACUAGUGAAGGGACGGCUGCAUAACCCCAGCCCGGGAUGCAGCCGCGUGAGUCAGUGCCAGCUGCUGGACCUGUUGCUGCACUGGAGCACAGGCCUGGAGAGAUCUGUACCCGCCUGCCUUGUUGUGGGUGAACCGGGGGCACAUCGCUCCCAGGAUUCAUCCUGGGCUUCAUUUACAUGCCAAACGAAUGUCCCUUUCCUUUAAGCUCCUAAAAGAGGAAGUUAGUAGUUUGUCUCUCGUGCUGUGCGGGGAGUGAAAUGAUCUUUACACUGGAACUGCUGCUGCUGCUGGUCACUGUGGAGCAUCCCGCAGAGAAGGAAGGACGUUCCAGAGUGAUCUAGGCCACGCUGAUGGUCAGGAUCAACUGAGGACCAUCUGUGCCCCUCAGGAGAUGUGUGGUGGUACAGCAAAAGCUACAACCUGGCCAGCAGGCCCACAGGGGUCAGCCAGAUGUGGAACUGUCGCCAUCUCUGGCGCUGGAAGGAUUUUCAGGACACUUGUACAAGCAAAGAUUCCAAAAUGUGCCAGAGAAGGAAGGGGCACGAAUUCCGCAGUGCUCAACCACAGUUGGUCGUGUUCGGAGUUUGACCUGAGUGACAUCCGCCUGAUAGUGUACCAGGACUGUGAGAGGAGAGGCAGACAAGUCAUGUUUGAUUCCAGAGCCGUUCAGAAGACGGAAGAGGCGGCAGCCCAGAAAGCAGAGGACAUCCCUGUUAAAACGUCAGCCAGGUGCUGUCAGGAAAGCGGCAGUAUGAGCAGCAGCAGCAGCCGCAGCAGCAGCAGUAGCAGCAGCAGCAGCAGCUCUUCUCAUAGCUCUGGAGGAUCUUUACAGCAUGCUAAGGAACAGCUUCCAAAGUACCAAUACACGAGACCAGCAUCUGAUGUGAACAUGCUCGGGGAGAUGAUGUUCGGCUCUGUGGCAAUGAGCUACAAAGGCUCCACCCUGAAGAUACACUCCAUCCGUUCUCCUCCACAACUGAUGAUUAGUAAGGUCUUUUCUGCUAGAAUGGGUAGCUUCUGUGGAAGUACAAAUAACCUGCAGGACAGCUUCGAAUAUAUCAACCAAGAUCCUCAGGUUGGAAAACUGAACGCAAAUCAGAACAGUUUGGGUCCCUGUCGAACUGGAAGUAACCUAGGUCUGCUCCAGGCGUGCAGCAGCAAACUGCUGCAGGGGCUGUCGGAAGGAGGGCCGCUCCGCCUCACCCGGAGCGCUUCUUUCUUUGCAGCACACAGCACACCAGUUGAUAUGCCAAGCAGAGGGCAGAAUGAAGACCGGGAUAGCGGCAUCGCUCGAUCAGCUUCACUGAGCAGCCUUCUGAUCACGCCCUUCCCGUCUCCCAGCUCCUCGACGUCCUCUUCCAGCAGUUACCAGCGCCGCUGGCUUCGAAGCCAGACAACGAGUUUGGAAAAUGGCAUCUUUCCACGGAGGUCAACUGAUGAGACAUUUAGCUUGGCUGAAGAAACCUGUAGCUCUAAUCCAGCCAUAGUCAGAAGGAAGAAAAUUGCUAUCAGCAUCAUCUUUUCCUUGUGUGAGAGAGAGGCAGCUCAGCAGGAUUUCCAGGACUUCUUCUUCUCCCAUUUCCCCUUGUUUGAAUCUCAUAUGAACAGGCUGAAGAGUGCAAUUGAAAAGGCCAUGAUCUCCUGUAGGAAGAUUGCAGAAUCAAGUCUCCGAGUCCAGUUUUACGUGAGCCGUCUGAUGGAGGCACUGGGAGAAUUCAGAGGGACUAUCUGGAACUUAUAUUCUGUUCCAAGGAUAGCCGAACCAGUCUGGCUUACCAUGAUGUCCAACACCUUGGAAAAAAACCAUCUCUGCCAGCGCUUUCUCAAGGAGUUUAUACUUCUGAUUGAACAAGUCAACAAAAACCAGUUUUUUGCUGCCUUACUGACUGCGGUGUUGACCUACCACCUGGCCUGGGUACCGACUGUCAUGCCUGUUGACCACCCUCCCAUUAAAGCUUUGUCAGAGAAGCGCACCUCUCAGUCGGUGAACACGCUGGCCAAAACACAUCCAUAUAAUCCUCUGUGGGCACAGCUGGGCGACCUUUACGGAGCUAUAGGCUCUCCGGUGAGACUGACUCGCACUGUGGUGAUUGGGAAGCAGAAGGAUUUGGUCCAGCGCAUCCUGUAUGUUCUGACCUACUUUCUCCGAUGCUCUGAACUGCAAGAGAAUCAGCUGACCUGGAGUGGGGACCCUAGUGAGGAUGACCAAGUUAUAAAUGGGAGCAAGAUCGUCACAGCCUUGGAAAAGGGAGAGGUGGAAGAGUCUGAGUAUGUGGUAGUUACAGUGAGAAAUGAGCCUGCUCUUGUGCCACCGAUCCUACCACCAGGGCCAACUGAGAGCAGGAGCCCUGAGCCUGUGGGAGGACCUGAGGUCCCAGAGGGCAUCACUACUAAUAAUCUGGGUCACAGGCCUGAAACGAACGCAUGCACGAGGCCAGAGAAGAAUUCUGAGGCCAGUAUCAUGGGCUUCCAGGACACAGAACCUGGUAGAUUGUGGGUACCUCAAGCCAUAUUCUAUCAGGACAAACAGAAUGACCAAGAGGCAGACCAGGAUGGCUCUUCAAGACCUCCCAGCUGUGGGGUUCCCAGGGUAAAGGUAAGGGUGGACCAGCAAACUGUCCAUGAGGAGCUGCAUGGGGAGAUGCUAAAGAAACCAGCAGAGCGGUCAGUGGCCUGGCCCUGCCCUGACAGACAGCCCCAGGAGGAGCCUCCUGUUGAAAAGGUCACUUUCCACAUUGGAAGCUCUGUCUCUCCAGAGUCUGACUUUGAAAGCCGCACCAAGAAAAUGGAGGAACGGAUAAAGGCCUGUGGACAAUUUGGUGGGGCCAGUGCCUCUGUCGGGUCUAGCAUGGACACUGUCCUCACCCAAGACAAGCAGGGCUCUAGGUGCUCCUUCAAAGCUGACUUUCAAAAUGGCAUCACCCUUGCUCAGGACCACUCUUCAGGGGCAGAAGGUGUCUCUGAGGACAGAGGCCUCCAAGCCAGCAUCGUGGCACAUGCCGUGGCACAACUUAGCCAAGUGGGUAGCCCCCUUGCACCUUCCAGCUGCGCAGCAGGCAGUGGCCUGAGACCGUUGGAACAGACUAGAGAUUUGCAAUUAAAAGGCGAGAAAGGACCUUCAUCGGAGCCUGCUCCAAACAGAUGUAGACAGCAGGGCGACCUGUUGGAUGCUGCAGAUGUCCCCUAUGGGGAAGCCAGUGGUAAGGCCAGCCACAGGAUGGAAGGAGACAUUCCCAGGAACGAGAGCUUGGAUAGUGCUCUUGGAGACAGUGAUGAUGAAGCAUGUGUUUUAGCCCUGCUAGAGCUAGGUCACAGUCGUGACAGGACUCAAGAGCCCUUGGAAGUGGAGCUGCCUCUGCCAAGGUCUCAGAGCACCAGCAAACCAAAUGUUAGGAAUUUUGGCCGUUCCCUUCUGGCGGGUUACUGCAACACAUAUAUGCCUGACUUGGUGUUGCAUGGAACCAGCAGCGAUGAGAGGCUGAAGCAGUGCCUGGCGGCCGAUCUGGUCCACACGGUGCAUCAUCCAGUGCUCGAUGAGCCCAUAGCCGAAGCUGUCUGUAUCAUUGCAGACACGGACAAGUGGACUGUCCAGGUGGCCACAAGUCAGAGGAAAGUGGUGGACACCAUGAAGCUGGGCCAGGAUGUCUUGGUCUCUAAUCAGGUGUCCAGUUUACUUCAGUCUAUCUUACAGCUCCACAAGCUUCAGCUCCCAGCCGAUUUUUGCAUCAUGCAUCUGGAAGACAGACUACAGGAGAUGUACCUGAAAAGUAAAAUGCUCUCAGAGUACCUCCGGGGACACACACGUGUGCACGUGAAAGAACUGAGCGUGGUGCUGGGGAUUGAAUCCAACGACCUGCCUCUGCUGACCGCGAUUGCCAGUACCCAUUCCCCUUAUGUGGCGCAAAUCCUCUUGUAACUGACUCCAGGACAGUUCUCAUUGGAAACUCAACCGGAAAGGAGGAAGCGCUCAGUGAUGGCCAAGGCAUGAGAACGUGGAGCAGUAGGUCACCUGGCAUGCCUGUUGCUUAGUGGCUGUUCCAUUGGGAGGCUUGUGUUUACUCAAUACCAUGGCAAUUUGUGAUUGGUCCAGAACACUGAGCCUUUGUUUCCCAGGAAACAAAAAAAAGUGACCUUUGUGGUGGGAGAGAACUACAGUCAAACCAAGCAGCCACCCGGCACUGUUGGGCAGAAUGUUGAGGGCUGACUUUGGAGUAGGCGGCAACCCGUGUAUAGAGCAUUCCGGCUGGAAAGUGUUUCCUGUUUAAGCAUGAGGGAGCAUGCAGUGGUGCUCUAAGGACAAGCUGUGGCUUCUAGGUCAGAGCUCUCUUCGUGAGCACUGACCUGAAGAAAGCCACGUUGUACCACUGUCAGCUCCGUGGCUGUCGCAGAGCAUGAGGAAAGGGAUUGCCUGGUGUGAAGAGGGUGCUUUGGAGGCCCACAGCCGUCUCCUCGCAGAGCUUACUGUGGUUCCAGCGCAGCCACAGGCAGGUCUGAGAGGGAUUGCUGGUACAGUAAGCCCAAGAUGAGUGCAGCACCCCGCCCAUCAGGUACUGUGGACAGCUUUGGCAGGUGUGCGCUGAGACUGGGUGCUCAUCUCUGGCUUUCGUGUUUGUAGCCUUCUCCAGAAAGACCUUUUACCAAAGUUGUUUCCAUGAGCUCAGGCAAGCGUCUGUGGCUGUGCUCUCCAGCCCAGGUCUCCUUCCUCCUGGCCAUCCCUGCAGAUAACUGUCCAUGCUGGGGAGGGAACCCUGCCGCUGCUCUGACAGAGAAAGCAGGUAGCUGGGACAUUGAGAAGCGAUCCGUGUGCAAUCUCAGCUUUUACACCAUCAGCUCUGCACUUUUUAUCCCUUUAAUACUCUCUGAAAAGCAUCUUUCCAGAAAUUAACUUGACCAUUUAUCAAAGUUAUCAAAGAGAAGAACUGUAAAAGUCCAAUUGGUCAUUAAGCCUAAGGAACCUUAGUUUACUGACCAUAAAAUAGUCUGUGUUAAAAGACUUUAAAAACAAAAAACAAAAUCUGGUGUUUAAAAGACAGCAGCCAGUCAAGUACAUGAACCCCUGUCAGCCCCUCAGCUUCCAGCCUGUCUCUAGGCCUGAGAAUGGGGCAAAGCUUCGAGGGGCUCAAGCGACUUCAUAGUUUAUAUCUGGAAAAACCCUGAUCAUGUGACAUGCUUAUCCCUGUUCAUUACAGUUGAGACUCUGCUCCCCAUGCUACUGAGGACAAAUGCCGACUUUAGUCAUGUGUGUGGGCUCACUCUUACUUUCUGUGAUAAGUGAAAGUAGAUGGUGCUUCAAGGCACUUAAGAUCUUUCAUUUGCAUUUUAUGUGUUUCACAAAAUUGAAGUGUCCCAUUCCUUUAAAUAUCUUUCCACUUUCUACUACCUGACAUUUAUGUGCUGGUUUCAGUUUCCUGGCUCCAUGAUGUCAUCAUUUGCCAGGGAGCCCCACCUGUGGCUCAGCUUUCUGGGCACUUGUUUUUCCUUGGUGUGAAUGAGCUGUCAGAGCAGAUGUCAGAGCCUUCCAUCCUGCCAGCACAGACCUCUCCCCUUCUUUCUCCUGGCUUCUCUCAUAUGCUUGUGAAGUCUGCCUCACCAUCUUCUGAGGUUUGGGAGAAAAUAACUCAAUACGAAGUCGGUUCGGUUCUCGUGUAGCUGUAGUAAUAUGUUGACAGCCCAACAGGAGUUGAGCUGUGAACCGGUUGGUUCUCGGCCUCGUGCAUAAAAACUUAGCCCAGCCCUUCGAAGCCUGAAAAAAAAUCAAAUCUGCCUCUUAAUCUGAUGUUUCAAGUUUCAGAAGAACAGCUGGUGGGAAACUGACAGGUCACAUGGGUCCUCUCGGGGCCCCACCCUCACUUGUUGUUACAGAGAAAGACAUGGCUGCUCUUCUUCUGGCUCCUAAGUUGUGAGAUGGGUGUCCACAUUUUCUUUGUCUUAAAUCCAGCCUCUUCUCGGAAGCAAAAAACAAGCAAAACAUCUCACAGACGUGUGUUGAACCCACAUCUUCUACUGACGGCUCCAUUUGUCAUAGCCGAAGUCCAAAAAGGGGUCUCACCUUCUCUGAGGCCCAACUCAAGGGAAAAUUAAAACAUUUUAAUGUUUAAUAAAGAAAUCUACCUCAGCUGACAGGAUUCCACCUACGCUAGGGUUUCUUCAGCUCUUACGUCUUACCUGUUGAAUGUCACUUUGGCAGCACCCUGCUUGUUUGAUGAAGCAGGCUACCGAGGCACGACAGAGCAAAGUGUGUAUGUGUUCCUGUGAUGACCUCUUUCUUAGCAUGUUUCAGUUUUAUAUUUGAUAAGUUGAUAAGUGAUAUGAAUGUAUAGGUAAUUGCGUAUGUUCUAAAAACAUGACAAUGAAAAUCUAAAAUGUAGCUUCCAUACUUGUGCAUAAUCCCAAAGCUUCCUAUUUUAUCAGUGUUAAGUAGCUUUUGUACAGCUUCAUCCCAUCUUCCAGAAGGGAAAAAGUCACGCAUCUUCUCACACCUCAUGGAGCUGCCGUUUACACACCACAACUUUUUAACUUACUGUAUUUUUCAGAAUUAACUUUUUUGGAGGGAGGAAAAUCCCCACUUGCUAAACUGUCUGGGCUCUUAAUAUGGGGUCUUUGGAUUUUAUAAACUGGCCUGUAGCUUUUUAGGUUUUUCAUUAGUUGGAUGUACAUAAAGAAUAGAAAACAACCCUCAGAUUCUGGUAAAUGUUUGGAUUUGUCCACUGAUGCACACUAGGGUAUAAGUUCACUCAUACUUUCAUCAUUAAAUCGCAAAGAUCCACAACUUCCUUGAGUUAAUGUGAAACCUUUGUUUUUAUUGUGCUUGGUGGAGAAGACAUUUUAAUACAAUUUUUGCCUAAAUCAAGCAGCCCACUUUGAAUGUUAAUUUUUUAAAAUGCUAAAAUUUUAUGAACACCUGGAACAUGCAUUUGCAUUAUGUUUAAAUUUCAGUGUUUUAAAAAGGAGGAAAUUCUGGGAUGUGUUAUUGUUGAUCUCAUUAAGAGAAAUUGAUAGGACUGUUAAAUCAGUUGAAUGGAUACCAAUGUCAACGUGUGGGAAUUUUUUCUUAAAACAACAUUCAUGUAUUAUUUUGAUCCAUUUUUCUGUGACACUUGGUGCAAUAAACUUUUUGAAUUUACCUUGCA